AAUCAUAAAAAAAAAUUAUUUGAGAUAAUAUUGUGAUAGACCGAUUCAUUGAUAUGAUAAAUGUGAAAAAAAUAAUAAUGCAAUGUAUAAAAUUUUACAAAUAAUAUUAUUAGAAUUUCUUGAAACACGACGACUGCGAAUGUGACAAUUAAAAAUUAGAUUUUUUAUUAUAUUGGAAUGAGUGAACGAGCUAAGAGUUGUUAUUUACGAAGUAAUAGUGAUUCUUUAACAACUAUUUAUUUACCUGAUUCUACUCCAAUUUUUAUAGGACGUUCUCCAGAAACAAAUAUUACAGAUACAAAAUGUUCCAGACAACAAGUUAGACUAUGUGCAGAUUAUUUAAAACAUACAGUAUCAGUUCAACAAAUCGGGAUAAGAGCUUGUGGUAUAAAUGGCUUUAAAACUCAAAAAGAUAUUAGAUCAAUUGUCAAACAUAAUGAUUAUUUAGAAAUUUUAUAUGGGAAGCAUAUAUAUCAAAUUGAAUUUAAUCCACCGCCUAAAGAAAAGAACAAUCAAAAAUUUGUACGUAAACGUUCUUAUGAUUCGGAAGAUGACUCAUUAAGUAUCGAUACAACAAAUUCAUUCAAAAUGCGUAAGAUCAAAGAUGAAUGUAAUGCUACUAUACAGGAAACAAUCAAUACAAAUGAUUAUUUAAAAAAUGAACAAGAUAAUGAAGGAUUAAAUUCUACUGCUUCCACAUCCAAAGGAAAUAGUAUAGAUAAUAAUAAAACUAAAACAAUAGACUUUUGGGAAGAAAAUAAAAAAUUAUUAAUAUAUACUCCGUCAAAUGUACAAAAUCGUACAAAGAUAGCUGCAUACGAUAUGGAUGGCACGUUAAUAAAAACAAAAUCUGGUCUUGUAUUUCCAAAAAAUUGUAAUGACUGGCAAUUGUUAUUUCCUGAAGUACCAAAAAAAUUAAAACAAUUGUAUGAAGAUGGUUAUAAAGUUGUAAUUUUUACAAAUCAAGGAGCUCUUGGUAUAGACAAAGUGAAAAUAUUAGAUUUUAAAAUAAAAACUGAAAGAGUAGUACAAAAAUUAGGUAUUCCUAUUCAAGUCUUUAUUUCUAUUGGGAAAGAUAUAUAUAGAAAACCAGCACCAGGAAUGUGGAAUGAAUUAGUCAAUUAUAAAAAUGGAGGUUUGAACAUAGAUAAAUCAAAUUCUUUUUACGUUGGAGAUGCAGCAGGUCGACGAAAAAAUUGGGCACCUGGUAAAAAAAAAGAUCAUUCUAAAGUAGAUCGUUUAAUGGCUAUCAACAUAGGCUUACUAUUUCAAACUCCAGAAGAACACUUUCUUGGACAUAAAAUUGUACCAUAUGUUUUACCUACAUUUGAUCCAAAAGCACUGCUAAAAGAUGAUAAUAUUUGUCAUCCUACUGAUGCUAAGAUUACUUCGAAACAACAAGAAAUAAUAGUCUUGAUUGGUUGUCCUGCUUCUGGGAAAUCUCAUUUUGUAAAACUUUAUUUAAACGAAUAUGACCACAUUAACAGAGAUACUUUGGGUAGUUGGCAAAAAUGUAUAUCUGCUAUGGAACAAUCUUUGAUUCAAGGAAAACGUGUUGUCAUAGAUAAUACUAACCCAGAUCCUGCCUCACGUGAAAGAUAUAUUGUAGUUGCAAAAAAAUAUAAUGUCCCCGUAAGAUGUUUCCUUAUGACAACAAGUACUGAACAUGCCAAACAUAAUAAUAAGUUUCGUGAGUUAGUUGAUUCUAGUCAUGCCAAGAUUACUGAUAUCAUCAUAAAUUCUUACAUGAAAAAUUAUAUACCACCAACUUUAGAAGAAGGUUUUACAGAACUUGUAAAAAUUAAUUUCGUUCCACGAUUCUUCUCUGAAAAAGAUAAAGAAUUAUAUGAAAUGUACUUACUUGAAAAUUAAUUAUAUUUAUUGAUAUUAAAUGUAAGAAACAUAAUUUUAAAGUU
Vespula pensylvanica (western yellowjacket) is the source of this 1916-nucleotide messenger RNA. RefSeq lists its product as uncharacterized. Bases 178 to 1872 code for a protein of 564 amino acids. The transcript is spliced from 9 exons. Gene Ontology annotation, biological process: DNA repair. Lineage: Eukaryota; Metazoa; Arthropoda; Insecta; Hymenoptera; Vespidae. The record is from RefSeq and is a predicted model, not a curated record. Gene Ontology annotation, molecular function: polynucleotide 3'-phosphatase activity; ATP-dependent polydeoxyribonucleotide 5'-hydroxyl-kinase activity; protein binding.